Molecule: messenger RNA, 699 nt
Organism: Acanthosepion pharaonis
Lineage: Eukaryota; Metazoa; Mollusca; Cephalopoda; Sepiida; Sepiidae
Source: the annotation of a GenBank genome assembly
AUGGGACCAUUUUUAUGCACGUCGGUACCCGACAAAAAGAGUUAUUUGCUUGUAUUUAUAUUCCUUUCUUUCUUUCUUUCUUUCUUUCUUUCCUUCUUUCUUUCUUUCCUUCUUUCUUUCUUUCUUUCUUUCCUUCUUUCUUUCCUUCUUUCUUUUUCAAUUCUGAUUAUUUGCUUGUAUUUAUAUUCCUUUCUUUCUUUCUUUCUUUCUUUCCUUCUUACUUUCUUUCUUUCUUUCUUUCUUAAAAUCUCCUCACUCUUUAUUUUUUAUUUCUUAAUAUUUCAUCUUUACUCACAUUCCCACCGCCCUUUUCUUUUUCUUUUUAAUUUCGUUUCCCCGCACGUCUCAGAUAUUUCCUUCCCUGUCUUCAAACCAAUACGGACCUCUUCCCCGCCCCCCCUCUCUCUCUCUCUAUCUAUCUAUCUAUCUAUCUAUCUAUCUAUCUAUCUAUCUAUCUAUCACAAAUACACACACACACACAUGCGCGCGCGCACUAGCCAUCAAUCUUUCUCUUUUUCGCUUAUUCUUUCUCUCUCUCUUUCUCUCAAUCUCUUAUUUUCAUUCAAUCUAUCUCUUCUCCUUAACCUCUUUCCUAAUCUUUUUUUUCUCUCUCUCUCUCUCUCUCUCUCUUUUACUCAUUUUUCUUCAGUCUAUCUUUCUUUCUCUUUCACCCUCUCUCUCUCACACAUUUUCGCUUAA